AUGAAUCUACUCCAAUUGAGUAAUAUACUUAUUAAGAAAUUUAGAUCCCCUAGAUCAAUCAGCAUGCUUGAUCCUAUUCUCAUUCACCUUUCGAAGUUGGAAACACAUAUCCUUUUAUCAAAAAUUUCUGAAAAGUUUAACACCUAGUUCUAAUUUUCUUAAGAGCUAAUUUUGCUUUUUUAUGAAUAUUGUCUUUCUAAUUCUGUAUCUUAGGAGUAUUUGCUGUAUUUAAUGAUCAAUUUAUUGCAUAAUUAUAAUUAAAGUAAGAAACUACCUAUUAAACCCUUUUAUCUUUAAUUUUUCUAAUAAAAAUUACAAACAACUUAACUCAAGCUACUUCCUUGUAUAUCAAUAAGCGUUGGUUUGGUUAAGGUUCCAGCUCCAAAAAAUUGA
Messenger RNA from Paramecium tetraurelia, 393 nucleotides. RefSeq lists its product as uncharacterized. NCBI's taxonomy places the organism in Eukaryota, Ciliophora, Oligohymenophorea, Peniculida, Parameciidae. The record is from RefSeq and is a predicted model, not a curated record. The transcript has a single exon.